AGUUUGACCUCGGAAGUCUCGCUUGGCAGAGGAGCUGUCAUGGCGGCUGGAACUCUCCCCGCGGCGAUGGCGCCUUACUUCCCCGGUUACCGGCCUUUCGAGCCCGAAUCCCUGGGCCUGGACCCCGGCUUCCGCCUGACCUCCUUCUCGGACAUGAAGGGCUGAGGCUGCAAGGUCCCGCGGGAGACGCUGCUCAGGCUCCUGACGGGACUGGAGGAGGGAGAGCCGCACGGGGAGGGAGGCAGCGGGGACUCGGCCUGUCCGGGGCAGGAGGGGACAAACCCCCGGCUGGGUAUAGGGAUGGAUUCUUGUGUUAUACCUCUCAGACACAGAGGGCUCUCCCUUGUUCAAACCACAGACUUCUUCUAUCCAUCUGUUGAGGAUCCUUAUAUGCAGGGUCGAAUAGCCUGUGCCAAUGUGCUGAGUGACUUGUAUGCUAUGGGGAUCACAGAGUGUGACAACAUGCUGAUGUUGCUAAGUGUCAGCCAAAAGAUGACAGAAGAGGAGAGAGAGAAAGUUACCCCACUGAUGAUUAAAGGUUUUAAAGAUGCUGCUGAAGAGGGAGGCACCUCGGUAACCGGAGGACAGACUGUGGUUAACCCCUGGAUCAUCAUUGGAGGCGUAGCCACUGUUGUGUGCCAGGCAAAUGAAUUCAUCAUGCCACACAACGCUGUGCCUGGAGAUGUACUUGUUCUUACCAAGCCUUUAGGGACCCAGGUGGCAGUGAACGCACACCAGUGGUUGGACAAUCCUGAACGGUGGAACAAGAUCCGCAUGGUGGUGAGCAGAGAAGAUGUGGAGCUGGCAUAUCAGGAAGCAAUGUUCAAUAUGGCUACUCUUAACCGUACCGCUGCAGCUCUGAUGCACAUGUUCAACGCACAUGCUGCCACUGAUAUAACUGGUUUUGGAAUCUUGGGCCAUGCCCAGAAUCUGGCACAGGAGCAGCACAGCGAGGUCAGCUUUGUCAUCCACAACUUGCCGAUUAUCGCCAAGAUGGCAGCUAUUACCAAAACCUGCGGUAAUCGUUACGGAUUAUUGCAAGGGACUUCUGCAGAGACAUCAGGAGGUCUUCUCAUCUGUCUGCCACGGGAGCAGGCAGCCCGCUUUUGUGCGGAAAUCAAAUCACCAAAGCAUGGAGAAGGUCACCAAGCCUGGAUCAUUGGCAUAGUGGAGAAGGGCAAUCGCUCAGCUCGCAUCAUUGAAAAGCCAAGGAUUAUCGAGGUGACCCCACGGGGAGCAGGGACCAGUGACAAUAGUAAUACUUCUACCUUAGAUGGAUCAUGCUAAACUUCCAAGAAUUAUUUUUCCAUGAAGGACGACUUAGUUUUGCGUGUGCUGCAGCUGGAAUUAGAUCUUUAAUCUGAGAAUGGAUCUGCUGGUGAUUGGCUGAUUUUUAUGUUUUAAUUUGGUUAAUUCAAUUUUACGGGAAGCACAGCCUUAUUUUUUUUUCUCCAUCACUCACUUCUAAUCUUGGCUCCAGGCCUGAGCAGCUGGACUGAGAUUGAGUGAGUAGAGGUGAUUUUAGCUGCCCAGAACCAUUCCUCUGUCCAUGAAGUUGCUUUCUUUUGAAACCCAUCAUUGGGCUGGAAGUGGCGGAUGCUUUCAGAAGAUGGUAAAGACAGUGUCACCUCUUGGUAGGCCUUCCUGUCUUUUCAAUAAACAUCAUGCUUUGUAGAACAGA
This is a messenger RNA of Pelobates fuscus (common spadefoot toad), 1681 nucleotides long. RefSeq names its product selenophosphate synthetase 2 (gene SEPHS2). Gene Ontology annotation, cellular component: cytoplasm. The record is from RefSeq and is a predicted model, not a curated record. Lineage: Eukaryota; Metazoa; Chordata; Amphibia; Anura; Pelobatidae. The transcript is spliced from 8 exons. Gene Ontology annotation, molecular function: ATP binding; selenide, water dikinase activity. Gene Ontology annotation, biological process: L-selenocysteine biosynthetic process.